Molecule: messenger RNA, 753 nt
Organism: Neurospora crassa OR74A
Lineage: Eukaryota; Fungi; Ascomycota; Sordariomycetes; Sordariales; Sordariaceae
Exons: 2
Coding region: 111-560 (149 amino acids)
Source: RefSeq, a predicted model, not a curated record
CCACGACAGGGCAUAGUAUCACAGGAACUCCAACACCAAUACCAACAACCAACCCUUCACGAUACCAACACUCGGCACGCUCAACAGAUCCCCAAAAAACAUCAGAAUAAAUGUCUUCCAUCACUCGGCAAUCCCUCCUCAAAGCCUCUGAAUCAUUUUGCACCGCCUUCGCCUCCCAAUCUUCUCCCUCCGAGAUCCUUACCAAGCACUUCACCCAAAACAGCAAUGACAUCAUAGUCUUCGAGCACGGUCUGCCUCGCUUGGCGCCCUUUCUGGGCCGCGAAUACAAGGGCAAAGACGGAUUUCUGGACUACUUCAAGACCAUUGGGGAGCAAUUGAGUUACAAGGACAUGCGGUUUUCCGAUUACAUUGUGGAUACAGAGGUGCGCAAGGUGUCGGUGAGGGGAGAGGCAGUCUUCACCAACAAAAAGACGGGGCAGAGCUGGGACGAGGUGUUUAGAUAUGUCUUGGAGUUUGACGAGGAUGCGAGGGUGAAAAUGUAUGAAAUUUGGGCUGACUCGGGGGCUGCGUAUCUGGCUAGUCGGGGAGAGUUGUCUUGAGCAUGCUGCGUGUUUCGAGUUAGGAGACUGUCGUUAUCAAAACAUGACUGCUGCUCUGGCUCGUAUUAAGGUAAACAACGCUAGGCUUUGAUUCUAUCAAGACAUCAACCUCUCUAACUAGACUCAAUAACUAAGAAAAAAGAAGGAAUACAGGCUAGUAUCCCAAGGUAUCAAGAACCGAACAGCAUUUAAC